AUGCAAUCCUUUCACUCGCCGCACGCAAUAGCAGAUACCGCUGUGGCAGACACCCACGAGGAUUUCGAGCUGCAAGAGAUGAGUUCGGCUGCUGCCACUAACCCUGAAGCUCCAUUGCUCGCUCCUCGCGAUGCAGCUCCUCGCUCUCCGCCACCCAGAUACUCUGACCACCAGUUUGGGAAUGAUGCCGCCAGCAAUGAUGGUGAUAGGAGGCGGUCGCUGGGACAGGCACCAGCAGCUGCACCCGCAGAGUCGGGAGGCUGGUUUAUAUGGACACUAACAUGUUCAGCGGGGAUUAGUGGUUUGCUUUUCGGAUAUGAUACAGGUGUUAUUUCAUCCACUCUGGUUUCGAUUCGAACGGACCUUUCAGGCCACCAUCUCACCACCCUCGACAAGAGUCUGAUCACAUCAUGUACCAGUCUAUUCGCGCUAAUAGCAAGCCCAUUCGCGGGUAUUUUGGGGGAUAAACUUGGCCGUAGACCCAUCAUACUCAUCGCGGAUGCCUUGUUCAUCGUCGGGGCGUUGUGGCAGGCCGCAUCCUCGACCGUCUGGAGCAUGAUAUUAGGCCGGAGCCUGGUUGGAUUGGGGGUUGGAGCAGCUAGUCUGGUUACUCCUUUGUACAUAUCAGAACUAUCACCACCUGAUAUCCGCGGCAGAUUGGUAACCAUCCUAAGCCUCUUCGUCACUGGUGGCCAGGUAGUCGCCUACACCAUCGGCUGGCUCUUCUCAACCACCCACGCGGGAUGGCGGUGGAUGGUCGGCCUUGGAGCCCUCCCUGGAAUAAUCCAGCUUUCCAUCCUGCUCUUCCUUCCCGAAACCCCGCGCUGGCUUGUCCGUGCGGAGAGGCAACCUGAAGCCCGUCGAGUGAUCCACAAAAUAUACGGCGCCUCUAACCCCCGAAUGCCCGAACAACUCGUCCGGGACAUCGAGCGCGAGCUCGUCGCGGAGGAGAACGCCGUGGACGAGCUCCUCAAACCCAUAGAUCAAGAAACAUCGGACCACCACUGGUUCCGUCUCCCCCGUGGCUGGGCCGCUCUAUUUCAGAUCGACGGCAACCGCCGCGCCUUAGCCAUCGCCUGCAUGCUCCAAGCGCUCCAGCAACUCUGCGGCUUCAACUCACUCAUGUAUUUCAGCGCAACCAUCUUCUCGCUCCUAGCAUUCUCCUCGCCGACCCUAACCUCCCUCUCCGUCGCCGUGACAAACUUCCUCUUCACCCUCCUCGCCUUCUCGCUCAUCGACCGCAUCGGCCGCCGCCGCAUCCUCCUCUCCUCUGUCCCCAUCAUGACCGCAGCCUUGCUCCUCUGCGCCCUCGCCUUCUCUGUCUUCGAUCCCCCAACAAACGGCGACGACCCGUCGCCGCCGCCACAGGAACCGGGCGGAGGAUCGGCUUCAGCGCUCGCCCCUCUCGCGCCUCUCCUUAUCCUCACUUCCCUCACAAUCUACACUGCUGCCUACGCCUCCGGCAUCGGCACGAUACCCUGGCAGCAAUCCGAGCUAUUUCCUUUAGGUGUGCGCUCGCUCGGCUCAGCGCUUGCGACGGGGACGAACUGGGGGUCUAAUUUUGUCGUCGGGCUCUCGUUCCUGCCGAUGAUGGAUUGGAUAUCUCCCGUGUGGACGUUUGUGAUGUAUGCGGUUAUUUGCGGAGCGGGGUGGGGGUUGACUUGGGCGAUAUAUCCGGAGAUGAGUGGACUGGGGUUGGAGGAGGUCAGGGGGUUGCUUGUGGCUGGAUGGGGCGUUAGGGAGAGUGUAGAGGGAUUUAAGAGGAGGAGGGGGGAGAGGAGAAGUGAAGAAGGGGAGGGUCUGUAGAUGUGUUAUUCGUUGCAACAUCGCUUCAUUCUUCCUCUUAGAUACAAUCUUUCAUUUUUUUUUUUUUUUUUUUUUUUUUUUUUUCAAUUUCCUUUUUUCCUUCCC
Messenger RNA from Histoplasma capsulatum G186AR, 1911 nucleotides. RefSeq lists its product as uncharacterized. Bases 1 to 1806 code for a protein of 601 amino acids. Gene Ontology annotation, cellular component: membrane. The transcript is spliced from 3 exons. NCBI's taxonomy places the organism in Eukaryota, Fungi, Ascomycota, Eurotiomycetes, Onygenales, Ajellomycetaceae. The record is from RefSeq and is a predicted model, not a curated record. Gene Ontology annotation, biological process: transmembrane transport. Gene Ontology annotation, molecular function: myo-inositol:proton symporter activity.